Sparassis crispa is the source of this 1488-nucleotide messenger RNA. RefSeq lists its product as hypothetical. Bases 1 to 1488 code for a protein of 495 amino acids. NCBI's taxonomy places the organism in Eukaryota, Fungi, Basidiomycota, Agaricomycetes, Polyporales, Sparassidaceae. Gene Ontology annotation, cellular component: Atg1/ULK1 kinase complex; phagophore assembly site. Gene Ontology annotation, molecular function: protein kinase activator activity; molecular adaptor activity. The transcript has 9 exons. Gene Ontology annotation, biological process: piecemeal microautophagy of the nucleus; autophagosome assembly; activation of protein kinase activity. The record is from RefSeq and is a predicted model, not a curated record.
AUGACAACUUCCCCACUACCCACUACCCUAGGUCCCGACCAGCCCCACCUCGUUUCCCUCGUUCUGCAGUCCAAGAAAGCACUCCAGCAUGGCGAACAUUUAUGCUCACGCGCCAGCGCAUUGUCAUCGUCUUCAGUACAAAGUGUGGUAGAUGUACUUGCGCUGGAUGCGAAGGUCAGGUGGAUGACAGAUGCUGUGCUCGAGCAGCUCAAGUUGGCUGCACAUGUUGCUAAGAGUAUCGAAUUGAGGCGGUUGGAGCAAGAAAAGCGUGCCGCGGAAUGGGACGCGAUUCGCAAUCAACGCACAGACACGCUGGACACGGUUCUCGUGUCCCUCGGCUCACAAUCUGUGCCACCAGACUUUUACUCUACGUCAUCUGGCUCGUCCCCGUUUGGCAGUCAGCUAAACUCAGACGAGGAACACGAUGAUAACCCCAUCUUCAGCGAGCAACAGCCUGGCACAAGUCCCACCGAGACUCUGCGCAACGAAAUGCAGAAUGAGAAUCAUAAGGCGGAGGGCUCUCGCUUAAAGAAGAGCACGUGGAAGACGCUGCGCGACUUCGUAGACGAGCGGGCGAUUGAGGACGUUCUGGAUACCAUAGAAAGCGAUCGCAACGCUCUUGACGACAUUUUUGCGCGGACAUCUGGGUAUCCAGAGUCGCUCUCCAGGACAAUAUCGGCCAUUCAGAAUGCAGUGUCUAUUGAACCCUCACUUCUCUCCAUCGAUGAUAUAUUCAACGUGCACGAAGAGACAUCACACGAAAUGGCUGGACAACUAGAAAGUCUCGCAAGACACUAUGACCAGAUGUCUAGUGCGCUAAGAGACAGCGAGACGGGUGAAGAGUUAUUGGAGGAUGAUUUGCAAGCCAUGAACCGGGACACGGAGGAGCUACCCGCUAUCAUUUCUGAGUUGGAAGACGGUGUCAGCUCGAUUGAAGCAUCACAUGAGCAGCUGCUUACAGCCAAGCGGACCGCUGAGCAGCAUCUAGAUACGCAUCGGAAGACGCUGGAUGACUUGGAUGAACUAGGUGACAUCAUGACUGAGAUGCUCGAGCGUCAAGAAGCGGUGGAGAGCGAAAGCAAUGAACAUCUAGCACAGCUGCACCAUCAUCUCUUGUCCAUCGACGACCUCCAACACCGCUUCGCGUCCUACCAGUAUUCGUACAAUAAGCUACUUCUUGAGCUUGAGCGCCGGCGGCAGUAUCGCAAUUCGGCAGAAGAAAUAGUCAAGGGCAUGAUGGCGCAAUUGGAUGCAAUGACAGAAGAAGAGCGCCAGUUGAGGGAAGAGUUCAAUGCCGAGCACGGCCAGUAUCUCCCUGAGGAUGUCUGCUUGUACGUGCAGAAUCCGUCAACCCGUUGGGCAGUCGUCCCGUGGAAUGGCGAGCAGGCGGAGGUUCUCCUUGAUGUAGAGGGCGAUUUGUUGCGAGAGGCCAAUGAGCGGAUCAAUGCCGCUGAAAGAGGAUUGGGUAAUAAUAGUCAGAGCCUGUAG